Messenger RNA from Vitis riparia (riverbank grape), 4096 nucleotides. Its product is annotated as probable disease resistance protein At4g27220. The transcript has 5 exons. Lineage: Eukaryota; Viridiplantae; Streptophyta; Magnoliopsida; Vitales; Vitaceae. Bases 557 to 3790 code for a protein of 1077 amino acids. Gene Ontology annotation, molecular function: ADP binding; protein binding. The record is from RefSeq and is a predicted model, not a curated record.
UCACUCAAAAGUUGCUUAAAUCAUAUUAUAUGCAUAUCAUGAAAAAUAUGAGAGAAUGAAAGCUUUUAUUCUUUAUUCAUUUCAAGACAGAUGUAAGAUUUUUCACCUUUGUUCCUCACGAUACACAUCUAUCCUUUGAUAUUAUAGCACAAAUAAUUCAUUCCAUCCAACCCUUUAUCCUAAGCUUCUUUCAUGCUUCCUCUGUAGAAAGCUUUAGCAUCAUUCCUUCUAAAUUGUAAGUGACUUUUAAAAAUUGGUAUAUGUUGCAUCAUCGAAUUAACUUUAGGGUUGCAUUCUUACCUUAGAUGACAAAAAAAUCAUGAGUAUUUAACAAAUGAAAAGUUCUGAUCUAAAUUAAGAUUGAUCAUAUCUUAUUGAAAACCUAAAAUCCCAGGUAGCAAACAUCAAAGGGUUAGGUUAGGAACCCAGGCAAGUUAUGUAAUUUUGCAGACACUAAAGGACUUGUUUUGCUGCAGUACUUUUGUCUCUUGUCCCAAUUUUCAUAAAGUAAUUGCAUGAUUGCUAACUUUCUUCCCAUUUUUCAAAAAGCAAUUGCAUGACUGCCCACUUUACCUUUAUUCCUUAUACUGUUCCUACCUGUCUCUCCUCAGUCCUCACCUUACAUCCCACACAACCUAUCCUUCAAGAUUGCUGUAGAGAUAAUUAUUGCAUCCCCUUCGCUUCAAGCUUCGGUCGCUCUCUCAUCCAUCUAAGAUCAAGGUUUGCAAUGGAAUAUGUGGAUGCAAUACUAACUAGCAUUGGGCUAUUGAAAGAUAUGUGGUCAUCUAUUUCUAAUUGCUUCAAUUAUCAGAAAAUCCUUGAUGAGAAUUGCACAACUCUAAGAGAGAAAAUGGAAAGACUCAAGUGUCGUGAACAUGAUAUCAACACCAUAUUAAAUAAUGCACAGUAUGAUCACCGAAAGAAGGAAAAGAAAGAAGUUGAAAAUUGGUUGAUUAAAGUGCAACAUAUGAAAGAUCGUGCACAGAAGAUAGAACAAGAAGCUGCAAAGAAAAGAUGUUUCUCAAGAUUAAGGUUCCUGAGCCAGUUUGAAGCUAAUAUUAAACAAGUAGAUGAGCUAAUUGAGUUGGGUAAAUUUCCUGAUGGGAUUUUAAUUGAUGUUCUUCAAGAUGAAGGAAUGACAUUGUUAACAACACAGCUGAUAGGUGAAACUACAACCAAAAGAAUUUUGGAAGAGAUUUGGACAUGCUUAAAGAAAGGUGAGAUCCAAAGCAUUGGAGUUUGGGGAAUGGGGGGGAUCGGCAAAACAACUGUCGUUACCCACAUUUACAAUCGCCUCUUGGAAAAUAGUAGCACUUUCGGCCAAGUAUAUUGGGUGACUGUUUCACAAGAAUCAAGUACUCGCGACUUGCAGGAUGCUAUUGCUAAAAUGUUAAAAAUAGAUUUUUCAGAAGAGGGAGAUGACAAGAAAAGGUCUGCAUUAUUAUUCAAAGCAUUGCAGAAACUAACAAAAUUUGUUCUUAUAUUUGAUGAUAUGUGGGAAGUUCAUGAACCUGAACAGGUUGGAAUUCCUGUUGGAGUUGAUGGAGGAAAACUGAUCAUAACCACCAGGUCAAAAAAUAUCUGCUCAAGAAUGUGCUGCAAAGAAAUUAAAGUUGAGUCGCUUUGUACAGAGGAAGCAUGGGAACUCUUCAACAAGACGCUUGGGCGAUACAGUGCACUUAACCGAGAAGAAGAAGAAAUAGCUAAAGAUAUUGUCAAGGAAUGUGCCGGUUUACCUCUUGCCAUCGUCACAACAGCCAAAAGCAUGAGGGGUGUGUAUGAUAUUUGUGAAUGGAGGAAUGCUUUGAAUGAAUUGAGGGGACGUACUCAAGGGCUCACAAUUGACAUGGAAAAUGAUGUGUUCAAGAUCUUGGAAUUCAGUUACGAUCGCUUGAAUGAUGAAAAACUCCGGGAAUGUUUGUUGUAUUGUGCAUUGUUUCCCGAGGAUUAUCUGAUUAGAAGGGUGUCUUUGAUCAAAUAUUGGAUUGCUGAGGGGAUUGUAGGAGAAAUGGAAACAAGGCAAGCAGAGUUUGAUAAAGGGCAUGCUAUACUGAACAAACUUGAAAAUGUGUGUUUGUUAGAAAGAUGUCGGAAUGGAAAAUGCGUAAAGAUGCACGAUGUGAUCAGGGAUAUGGCUAUCAACAUUUCAAAAAGGAAUUCUCGAUUCAUGGUGAAAACUACUAGAAAUCUAAAUGACCUCCCAAGUGAGAUACAAUGGUUAGAAAAUCUAGAAAGAGUUUCUUUAAUGGAUAACCAACUUUCUUCAUUGAAAUCAGUACCAAACUGCCCAAAGCUUUCUACCCUGUUACUUAAAAGUAGGGAUGGUCUAUAUGAAGGUCUUCCAAAUGCCUUCUUUGGGCAUAUGCCUAGCCUCAAAGUUCUGGACUUGUCAUAUACAAGCAUUUACUUCAUACCAGAUUCUAUCUCCAACUUGGUGAAUCUUCGAGCUCUAUUUCUUCGUCGUUGUGAAAAAUUAAAUCAUGUACCUUCAUUGGCAAAGCUUAAAGAGUUGAGGGAGUUGGAUCUUAGUGAGAGUGGAAUGACAGAGUUACCUGAUGGGAUAGAGCAAUUGGCCCUCCUUAAAUGUCUUGCUCUCCAAGGCCUAUCCAUUAAAGAUAUGUCUCUAAAUAGGGCACUACCCAAUCUUCUUCAUCUGCAGUGUCUAAGACUUGAUGCUAUGGGAUUUCCCAUUGUAGGAAUAGAGAAGCCGCUGAUUGGAUUGAGAAAGUUGGAGAUCCUUUCUAUCAAUCUUUAUAGCCUGCACACGUUUAAUAGCUACAUGAGAACAACGCAGUUCCAGAGACUCACCCACUACUACGUUGAAAUAUGUGGGGGAGUUUGGCCACCUGGUAAUUCCCCUGGCAGAGAAGUAGACAACUACCAACUAUGGGAUGGAGAUCCGCGAUUUAGAGAUUCUCUUGGCAAAGAAAUAGCUUUGUUUAGAUGUGAGCUGAAUCAAGGAAGAGAAGACAAUGAUGAAUGCCAACUUAUGCUUCCUACCAAUAUCCAGCUAUUGGAGAUAGCAGAAUGUAGUCUUCCAACUUGCCUAGUGGAUGUUUCUCCAUCUCUAAAGAUUGCCAGAGAUUUGAAAGUAUGUUCCAUAUCAGAUUGCAAGGGGGUAGAAUACUUAUGGUGCAUGGAGGACUGCGUUGCCUCAUUAAACAAUUUGUACCUUGAUGGAUUGCCAGACUUAAAUGUCCUCUUCAAGUUAAGACCAAUAAAUACUGUAAGUUGUUCCAGUCUCAAGCACUUGGAGGUGGGGAGUUGUGGCAAUCUCAAGCAUUUGUUCACGCAAGAGUUAGUGAAUCACCACCUCCAAACUCUUCAAACCAUCUAUGUCAACGAUUGCAAUCAAAUGGAGGAUAUAAUAGUAGCAACAGAGAUUGAAGAAGAAGGGGAAGAAAUUGAUGAAAUGAAUAAUCUCCUCCUCUAUUUCCCCAACUUAAAGAGGUUGCAAUUGAGAAAUUUACCAGAAUUGAAGAGCAUAUGGAAGGGAACAAUGACUCAUGAUUCUUUGCAAGAACUUGAAGUAUGGGAGUGCCCAAAGCUUAGAAGGCUACCUCUUUCGGUGCAUAUAACCGAUGGUGAUGGAGAAAGACGAGCUUCAACAUCGCCCCUCAAAAAAAUCAAGGGAGAAUUUUACUGGGGGGAAAGGGUGGAAUGGGAUACACAUCCUCAUGCCCAAUUUGUUUUUCAACCCCUACCUAUCGAUAUCUCGCUGAGGAGGACGCGGCUGGAAACCUUUGUUAGGAGAAACGUUUUCAUGGAUGUUUUUGAGGAAGUGUUUUAAACAAGGCAUCCCAGUCAACUGCUUUAUCAAAGAUUCUCUAACAAAUAUCACAAUGUUGAUAAUGGAGACAACAUGAAAUCAGAUCGAGAAGAUUCUUGGAAAGGACAACAUGGUAGUAAAAUGCACAAAAAUUCAAUAUUUUACAUUGAUCCUUUUAUGAACAACUUCAAGAAAUUGAAAGUUCCAAACUUCACUGUGUGAUUUAAGUUGAAUUGUAGACGGUUUCUAUCUAUUUGUGCUACUCUUGAAAUAUUAUUUUUCAGUUAUUUAUAACAUUGUGCUUGUAAUGUUGGUGUUUUCAUAAUA